AAAUUGUCCCCUUCAAGCUAUCCUAUCUAUGUAGUACAUAGACCUUGAUCUGCUUCAACUUCUCCCAUUCCUCUGCUGUCCUCUGGAGGGUGUGAAGAACACAUGGAGUUGAAGGGUUCAAGUUCUGAUUAUAGUGCUAAGGUUACUUCUGAAACAAAGAUUCCUAGGAAGAAUAAUGUGUUGGUGAGUGCAGAAGUUGUUAGAGAGCUUUCGGAGAGAUUGAGGAUUCUUGAAGAAGAUGGACAAGUCCUCAAGGAAGUUGUUGAAGAAAGAAGAAAGCUAAUCACUGCAAUAUGCAGACGGUUUCAAGCUGUGCACAAUUCUUUGCACCUCAAAUUUCAAGAAAGGGAAGGCCAACAUCCAAUGGUUGAAAGAGCUGAUCUUUCGCAAAUUCUAAGCCAACUCUCAAGCCCAUCAAUUGUCACAAGAGGUUUAAGAAUUGAAAGUUGUAUCCCGUCUUUACUAAAUGAUUAAAUUAAUAAGGUAAUUAAAC
Ipomoea triloba (trilobed morning glory) is the source of this 493-nucleotide messenger RNA. RefSeq lists its product as uncharacterized. The transcript has 3 exons. NCBI's taxonomy places the organism in Eukaryota, Viridiplantae, Streptophyta, Magnoliopsida, Solanales, Convolvulaceae. The record is from RefSeq and is a predicted model, not a curated record. The coding region runs from base 103 to 474 and encodes 123 amino acids.